ACUGGCCGCGCUGGCCGGCCGGCGACAGACGCCGCUCGGGGCCGCUAAUCGUCAGUCCCGCUCGAUCAUUCUCCUCCACUCGUUAUCUCUCGCGUUCGCUAUACUCGUCACGCGUUUUCGUUAUGCUCAGCAGGUACUCAGGUUCUCAGGUAUCCGAGGAUCGCGAUAUUUUGGUGACGCGGCGGUAAAAUCGCGCGAUCGACCAACGCCCUCGUCAUAUAUUGUUAUCCGUCCGGCGGGGAAUGGAGACGCGCGUUUUCUUCCGCGAGUGCCCGCUAGUUAUUAAUUAAUUCUCUCGCGUAGGAUCCUCGUAUGCCGGAUCGCCGAGUUAUCGAAUCUUUUAGCAUCAGGUGGGCGGUAAAAAGGAUUUGAGCGACGGUACCGGGCAGCAGCAGGAGGGAAAAAGAGGCAUAACCGCGCAUAAGGUUAUGGAGUCGCGGGAGCUCGAUCCGAUGAUAGGAGGGAAGGAUGAGACGCCGCCGGAGCGGGCCGAGUUGCUUCAACAUUUGCGUUCGUGCGAGAAUCGAGAGUUCGAGAGGCUCGCGAGACGCGCACUCGAACGAAUAACCGAGAGCGACGUUGAUUUCGUCUAUCCCUAUCCUAUGGAGAAGACGCUAUUGGACGUCGCGUGCUGCGAGGGACGCGAGAGCCUCGUCGAGAGCCUUCUCGGAUUUGGCGCCGAUCCGAAUAAAAUAAACGAGGCUCAUAACCGAACACCCCUGCACUUUGCCGCGGAAGCUGGGCAUGAUCGUGUAAUCGAGCGGCUGUUGGAACAUCCGAGAAUCGAUCCGAAUAUCCGAGUUGGAGAACAGACCGCGCUUCAUCUGGCCGUUCGGAAUCGGCACGAGGAAUGCGCUCGGCUUAUCCUCGAUAAGGGUCGAGCCGACCCGAAUAUCGUAAAUUCGAAAGGCGUUACGCCGAUUCACAUCGCUGCGAGUACGGGACAACGGGAAAUGGUUCGGCUCUUACUCGCAGCUUCCAAAUAUCCGCUAGAUCUUGAUGGAUUUCGUGAUUUUCGAAAGCUCACGACUCGCGACGUUAUUACCAAUAAGAUGCCCGAUCUCGAGUUACCAGCACCGCCAGCUCCUCUACUCGCCGAACAACUCUACUCGUCGCGGAGCCUCGGUGAGGCGAGAGACAAACGGGAGAUCGAGGAAUUGUUGGAAACUGCUGCUCGAGAAAAUAAUCCAGCAGCGGUGGCGGAACAACUCGCGAGAAAGGAACGCGUCAACGGUAAUGACAGUUUCGGGGAAGCAGCAGCUCGAAUCGCAGUUCAGCUCGGACACCCCGACGUUUUGCAAGAAAUUCUCAAGGUCGAUCCGAGACUCGCGAAUAAGUUGUUGCUUCCAGCGGCCCAGGAGCUUGGUGUUCCCACUUGGCCGAGCGGGCGAAGAGAGAACGGUGACGAUCGAAUCAGAGUAUUCGGACUGGUGAUGGAACGAGCAGGAGAGAUCGAUACGCGUUGCGAAGACGACAAGGGCAACACCGCUCUGCACUAUGCCGCGCGAGCCGAGUCUCCCGAAGCCGUUCGAUGCCUCCUCAGAUCCGGAAGUUACAUCGGUCAUAAAAACAUAUUCGGUGUAUCACCGUUGGCUCAUCUCUCGCCGAGCAAUCUCGCCGAUUUUUUUGACGAGUGCCUCUCCAGCGAGAACGAUCGUACCGACGAGUACGAGAUUGAAUUUGAUUAUCGUUGCCUGAUGCCUUCCCCCUCCGCCUAUAGCGUCCCCUCCGAAAUGGACGCGCUCGGUUUAAUCGCCGAAAAUCGAGGAUUAAAACCUCUUCUCAAGCAUCCUCUCCUCUCAUCCUUUCUUUAUCUAAAAUGGCAUCGAGUCAGAUACGCAUUUUACGCAAAUUUCAUAUUUUUCCUCGUAUUUUAUUUGGUCAUAAAUUCUUACGUAUUGAGCUCGUCGUUUUAUGACGACUACGCGUCGUUGGUGAAAAAUUCAACCAACGGUACGAGAAACAGGCCCGAAACCCCAACAACGACGUACCACUAUCAUCUUCUCGGUUCCCUCGCCCUCGUAGGACUCGUAAUUUUGACUAUUCGGGAGAUCCUUCAAUUUAUUUCAUCGCCGCGACGCUAUUUAACGAGCAUGGAAAACAUUGCCGAGGUUGGCCUGAUAAUCGUCGCGGUAUGGCUGAUGAUUGACCCGAAUCCUCAAAUCGGAGCAAUAGUCGCCCUUCUCUCAGCGUGGCAACUCGUUCUCCUGAUCGGUCAACAUCCGAGGAUGUCGACCGGCAUUGAGAUGUUCAAAACGGUUACGCGAAAUUUCCUUAAAUUUCUCAUUCUCUACGGCUUUCUCAUUCUUGCCUUUGCCCUAGCCUUUUUUACUCUCUUCAAGGACUCGGAGGGGGGUAACGAUAAUAAUUUUCCGGAUCCCGGUCACUCGCUCUUCAAAACUAUAAUAAUGCUAACAGGAGAAUUCGACGCGAACGACAUACCAUUCGUCACUCGUCCCGUUCUCAGUCACUGCAUCUUUGUACUAUUUGUAUUUCUAAUAGCGAUUGUUCUCUUCAAUUUGCUCAACGGUCUCGCUGUCAGCGACACCGCCGAAAUACUCAACAGAUCGGAGCUCGUAUCCCUCGUUUCGCGAGUGAGACUCGUCUCUUACGCCGAAACGGUCGCUUCGGGUCUCGAUCGAUUGGCGAUCGCUCCGCAACUCCCGAGAACCCUCGCCACUCGUGCCGUACGCUUAUUUCCGGAUUAUCUGCCUCGUCCUAAAAUCGCCGUUAAACCAUACAAGUCGAACGAGAUACGGCUUUAUGGUAGGCCCAUUGCCGGCGAUUCAAAAAAAACCUCCCGAUUUUACAUGGAUCCCUCGAUAGUUGGAUACGCGAGACAAGUUUUGAAGAGGCGAGGCCAAAUUACGGAAAACGAGCGAACGAGCGGCGCUCUCGAAGCGAUCCAAAGUAGCCUACAAAGUCUCCGAACGAGCCUCGCUCGAAUUGAACUGGCAAUCAUCGGUACUCGAGUUAACGUUAACGGGGACUCUACCGCUGAGACCGCUGCUACUCGCCGCCUUUCGACAUCCCAAUGAAAUUCCCACAUUUUUCUUCCUAUUCAUUUCCAAAAUUAACAAUAAUUUAAAAAAAAAAUUUUUUAUUAUUAUUAUUAUUAUUAUUAUUACAAUCCGUUAUCGUUACUAUUACAAUCGUUAAACGCACUGCAAUCUGAUUUCAGCCCGAUGCCUCGUUGCGCUCACUUCCGGGUUUUCCCCGACCCCGGUGUCUCAACAUAUCCGUGUAGAACAAAUUAAAAUCCAAUCUGAAAAUGAGAAUGAAAAAUUCGAAAAAAUAAUGUAGGAUAUAGGUAGCUCGGUCAACGAUGCGAUAGAUAAGGAGAAGCCUGCGUGUUCUCACCUGCACAGAACGUUGAGUAAUUUCUCGUUGUUGUUGUCGCAACCCAAAUCGCAAAUCCGAUCUAGAAGACGGAUGAGCACGUCGGUGAAUCUAGAAUCGAGCGUUUCGAUCGUACUCUCGAAGCUUGCCGCCGCCGCCGCCGCCGCCGCCGCCGUCACCGUCGCCGCCGCCACCGUCCCCGUCGUUAUCCCAUCAUUAUUAUUUUUUGUUUUGCUAUUGGUAGUCUCGUGCUGCAUCCCGUUUCGCAGCAUCCGAACAUACGCGUCAAUUAAUAUUACUCUACAACGAGUAUAAGAGCAGGUUGUUGCUCCGUUACAAGCGGAUCUAUAUUAUAUAUAUAUAUAUAUAUAUUCAUUCGUACGAUGCGUUACGAUUUAACAUCGGUCCUACUACUGCUACAACCAUCUUGUUUCGUUCGUAUCGUAUAAGGUAUAACGUGCCAAAUAGGAAAAAAUGUGCGAUGAUAUCGAGCAUGCUCCGGGUGUAGGUAUUACGAGUUUUUGAAAAACCACGAACCGCGGAUGUCGCGUCUACGAUGCAUGUUUUACAAAUUGUCAUAAAUAACAUGCCUAACAAAGAAAAUAAACCAAUUAGAAAAUUAAA
This is a messenger RNA of Venturia canescens, 3963 nucleotides long. RefSeq names its product painless (gene pain). NCBI's taxonomy places the organism in Eukaryota, Metazoa, Arthropoda, Insecta, Hymenoptera, Ichneumonidae. The coding region runs from base 429 to 3038 and encodes 869 amino acids. Gene Ontology annotation, biological process: transmembrane transport; monoatomic ion transport. Gene Ontology annotation, molecular function: protein binding; monoatomic ion channel activity. Gene Ontology annotation, cellular component: membrane. The record is from RefSeq and is a predicted model, not a curated record. The transcript has 3 exons.